AUGAGGUUCUUAUGUCUCCCAGGAGCCUAUGGCAGCGCGAAGGUUGGACCACCAUAUGCAUUUGCAGUAUACUUGCUAACUUUCAAGCAGAACUUUGAGGUUCAACUAGCACCUUUCUGUAAAGAACUCAUCUCAGAUGGCAGUGCAGAAUUCUUCUUCACCCAAGGAACAAUUCCUUGUUCCCCGCCUCAAGGAUUCACAGAUUACUUCGGACCAGGACCACAUUACAGAUUCAUCGAAUACGAUGGGAUCGAAGGGACCAAUCAAAACGAUGUUCUUGAGCGAGUACGAGAUUUCCCCGAGGGCGAGAAUGCCGAAGAUGUGCUGCGAGAGUUGAUGCCCCAAGGAGAAGAUGGCAUUCGAUCAAGUGUCAGGAACGCUCUUGAUGCUAUAUAUCACACCAUAGAGGCACACGGGCCAUUCGAUGGGAUCUGUGCAUAUUCCGAGGGAACUGUUGUUGCAGGCACAUUCAUCAUGGAUGAGUUGCGAAGACAGCAGGAGGAAGGGAGGCCAAGACAGAUCAAGAGGGCGAUAUUCUUUGCUGGCUGGCCUCCAUUGAAUCUGCAAUCAAAUGAGAUGGUCUUGGCCGAUACCAGCGAAGAUAUCAUUGAUAUUCCCACAUUACACUGUGUUGGCGCAGAUGAUCCAUAUCUCCAAGGCGCAAUGGCAUUGUUUAACGUCUGUGAUCCGGAUGAAGCCAUUCUUUUUGAUCAUGGGAAAGGUCAUACUAUUCCAAGGGAUGCGCAAACUCUGAAGGAGCUAGGGAAUGCGGUACGGGGUCUGGGUUUGGCAAGUGCUUAA
Lachnellula hyalina is the source of this 801-nucleotide messenger RNA. RefSeq lists its product as uncharacterized. Gene Ontology annotation, cellular component: cytoplasm; nucleus. The transcript is spliced from 2 exons. Bases 1 to 801 code for a protein of 266 amino acids. NCBI's taxonomy places the organism in Eukaryota, Fungi, Ascomycota, Leotiomycetes, Helotiales, Lachnaceae. The record is from RefSeq and is a predicted model, not a curated record.